AUGGUUGCCUCUGGUUCGGGCCUUGAGCGCGAGGACCACGCCCGCGAUGCUGCGUUUAACAAGGCCUUGCAUGGCAAAUCAGCUCAGGCUCGUGGCGGUAUCGCUGCCAUGUUCUCCAAGGGUCAUGAUGCCAAAAAGGCCGCUGUCGAUGAGUACUUCAAGCAUUGGGACAGCAAGCCUGCCGAAAAUGAAACGGCCGAGGAGCGCGCUGCCCGAACUGCCGAGUACGCCACCUUGACUAGACACUACUACAACCUUGCUACCGAUUUGUACGAGUACGGAUGGGGGCAGUCCUUUCACUUCUGCCGCUUCUCCCACGGCGAGCCAUUCUACCAGGCUAUUGCCCGCCACGAACACUACCUUGCCCACAGCAUGGGCAUCAAGGAAGGCAUGAAGGUUCUCGACGUUGGCUGUGGCGUUGGUGGCCCUGCCCGCGAGAUUGCCAAGUUCACCGGUGCCCACAUCACAGGUCUAAACAACAAUGACUACCAGAUUGACCGUGCUACCCAUUAUGCUGCCAAGGAGGGACUGUCGAAUCAGCUAGACUUUGUCAAGGGCGAUUUCAUGCAAAUGUCGUUUGACGAAAACUCUUUUGACGCCGUCUACGCCAUCGAGGCUACGGUCCACGCUCCUACCCUUGAGGGCAUUUAUAGCCAGAUUUUCCGCGUUCUCAAGCCCGGGGGCAUCUUUGGUGUUUACGAAUGGCUCAUGACUGACGAGUACGACAACGAGAACCUACACCAUCGCAAGAUCCGUCUCGGCAUCGAGCAGGGCGAUGGCAUUUCCAACAUGUGCAAGAUUUCCGAGGCUCUGGAUGCCAUGAAGGCCGCUGGCUUUGAGCUGCUGCGUGCUGAAGAUCUUGCUGACCGACCCGACCCGCUUCCCUGGUACUGGCCUCUCUCUGGGGAGCUUCGCUACAUCCAGAGCAUCGGCGACAUCUUCACCAUUGUCCGCAUGACCACCUGGGGUCGAACCAUUGCUCACAACCUGGCGGGUCUCUUGGAGACUCUGCGCUUGGCCCCUGCGGGUACCAAGAAGACUGCCGACAGCUUGGCGCUUGCUGCGGACUGCUUGGUUGCUGGUGGCCGUGAGAAACUCUUCACCCCCAUGUAUCUCAUGGUUGGUCGCAAGCCCAGCGAGUAA
Messenger RNA from Ustilaginoidea virens, 1143 nucleotides. RefSeq lists its product as uncharacterized. The transcript is spliced from 4 exons. Gene Ontology annotation, biological process: ergosterol biosynthetic process. The record is from RefSeq and is a predicted model, not a curated record. Gene Ontology annotation, cellular component: endoplasmic reticulum. Gene Ontology annotation, molecular function: sterol 24-C-methyltransferase activity. Bases 1 to 1143 code for a protein of 380 amino acids. NCBI's taxonomy places the organism in Eukaryota, Fungi, Ascomycota, Sordariomycetes, Hypocreales, Clavicipitaceae.